Messenger RNA from Heterocephalus glaber (naked mole-rat), 1633 nucleotides. Lineage: Eukaryota; Metazoa; Chordata; Mammalia; Rodentia; Bathyergidae. The record is from RefSeq and is a predicted model, not a curated record.
UUCCCUUACAGCCAAAUGAAGCAAAUUGCUGGCAAGUUCGCCGGCUGCAAGACCCCGCGCAAGCAGCUGGCCACCAAGGCUGCCUGCAACAGCGAGCCGGCCACCGGCGGCGUGAGAAAGCUGCACCGCUACCUGCCCGGCACCGUGGCGCUGCGCGAGAUCCGCCGCUACCAGAAGUCUACCGAGCUGCUGAUCCGCAAGUUGCCGUUCCAGCGCCUGGUGCACGAGAUCGAGCAGGACUUCAAGACCGCCCUACCCUUUCAGAGCUCCGCUUUCUUGGCGCUGAUAGGACUUUGGGUCGAAUGUGCCCCAGAUAGAAAAUAUAUGACAAGAACCGCACCUGUUUACGUGCAAAUCAGAUGACAGGUCCUUGUAACCAUUUAUUUUAACACAGUGAAAUCAUAAGUCAAAAAAUAUAAAAUGAAGAGGUACCAAGAGUUUCCCUCACUGAAUGAAAUAAAAUGUUCUCAUAGACUGAAAGAUCACUUAACAAAUUAUGGCUUUUGUAAACAAUUUAACAAAGAAAUGUUAGGAUGAGAUUGUUGAAUUUGAGAAAAACAUACUGAAAAAAAGGCCAUCAGUCUUUGGAGUCACAGCUGUUCCGAAGAAUACAAAUUUUGUGUAUGGCUACAAGAAGUAAACAGAAAAGUUAACAAGAAACUUCACUAAGUUUGAUACCUUAAAUCAACAGUAAAUAGUGCAAUGCAGAAAGCAUAUUUUAUGACAAAUUUUGGAUACAAAGUAGUUUAAAAAUCAGUUUUGAAUGCUUUCCCUUAAAAAUACACUUUUGAAGAGAAAAAUAUGCAUUGACUAUGUAGUACUUGCUAUCUACUGACUGCCUUGAAAAAUUCAAGUAUUGUUUUCUAACUGCCCACCUUUUCCAUUAUGAGUAAUGGUGUGUUUGACAAGCCUUCCCUAGCUUCCUAGUGUGACUUGUUUUUAUAUAAUGCUUCAAUCUAUCUCGAGUUGAACUGGUACCAAAGUUUAAAGGCAAAAGCCCAAGCUCUAAAGAACUCAAGAAACCAGGCUCUACCACGAUUGCCAAAAUGUCUUUAAAGAGAUGAGCAGUGGUGAAUGGGAGGAGUCUUAAUCAGUGUGGUUAUGCUGGGAAGGACAAAUAAAGACAUUCACUAUUGGUAUUUCAAGGUCUGACCAAAAGUACGAGGUUUUAUAGGAAAGGAGAUUUUAAUGGCAAGGUUUAUAGCUUUGCAUAGCUGUGAAGUAUGCAUACCUUGCAGCAUAAGUGAUCCUAGUCAAGUCGUAGUCUUGGUGACCAUUACCUGAGGACUGUUUCUUCCGGGUUGUUCCAGAGGAGACUUCAUGGCUUUGUGGCUUGUCUGCUUCUGUUUAGGGGCACUACCUCAUCAUUGGAUAUUCUACAAGGCUCUGCUUUUCAUAGAAUCUAAAGGGCCUGUAGGUUUAGGACAGUAACUAGAGAUUUCUAGGUGUUGCUCCAUAGAACAAGACUGCAAAAAUUGACAAUCUGUAACCUCAAUCCUGAAGGGAGAUGACAUAAAUUAAUUUAGGGAUUAUAAACCUUGGAUUCCCAGUUUUUAGACAUAUGUACCUGUAAUUUACAUGAUCACAUAGAGAAGUGAACAACCCUCUGACUCAAAGUUUGAAGAUAAUGAAA